UUAAUAAACAAUACUUCAUUACUAUAAUUUCAGACACAUCUUGGAAAAAAACAGAUUUCAACUGUAACUAAAACACUUAUUAAAUUAUGGGACGCUUCGCGCCUUUACUGAUUCCCAUAAGCGAAUGGGAGAGAAUUAAAAGUCAAGCAAAUCCAGAAACGGAACAUAAAACGCCUUGCCAUGUAGACAUCGAAUCUAUGAACGCACAGUCCCGAAAAUGGACCAGCACCUGGCCAGAUUCCUCACAGGGGAAAGUCAAUAAGAUGACCAAGAAGAACAAGAAGGCUCGGUUGGAAGAAAUGGUGGAACUCGAAGCUUUUUAUAAGAAGGAGAAACGCGAUAAUGUGGCUGAAAACUUAAGACGGGCUAGGAAUACGAUUUUUGAAAGAACUGGUUACGGCAGGGAGUUGUUAAGUGCUCUUGUAGAAUCAAAAACGUUGGAGGAACGAGACAUACAAAUUAAAUUUGUUAAAGACAUACAAGAAAAGGAAAAGAAAAUAGAAGAUGCUAAAUUAAAAGUAGACAAUAUUAUGUACGCUGAAUUUGAAAAACGAGAGAGCGAUAGAGUUCUUAAGAAAAGGAAAGAAAGAGAAGAUGCAGAAUGCAAUAAAAUGAUAGCAGAAAUGAAAAGGGAAGACACUUUGAAAGCUGCUGAAAUGGAGAAAAAGAAUCGCCAAGAAGAUGAAGCAUUGAUAGAAAAGUUUCGUCAGUUACAAAUUGCAGAGGAGAAACACGAUCAUUGCCUUGACAAGGAAGCCGAUAAAAUAUAUGAAGAACAAAACAAAGCCAUCAAAGAGUGGAGAGAGAAAAGAGAGGCUCUGGAUCAAAAGCUAGCCGACUCGUGGUGCAAGCACCAGGACAGGAUCCGACGGAAGGAGAAACAAGUCUUCGACCAAAUGCAUAAAGAAAAACACAACUCCGGACACUUCAAAGAAAAUUAUGAAUUGGUGCAACGCCUCCAAGAAGAAGAAGAGAAAAAAUACAAAGAUUUUGUGGAUAAAGGAGUAAAGAAGUUAGAAAAACGAUUGCAAAAGAGGGAAAAGGUAGAACAACUGAAAAGAGACCAACAACGAAGUAUGUUAACUUCUCAAGCUCAAUCUUCGGAGCUGCCUCAUCAGCAGAGGUGUGAAGAGUAUCAGCGGAAAAUCUGCGUCGACAAACUGAGCUUCCUACCCACGAGACGUGGGAAACAUGACUCUAAACCAGGUUCACGCAAAGGUACUAAGAUGGAUCUAUACCAUGAUGGUAAGACCAAUCAUCUUGUACGGAUGCCUGGCAUGGUGGCCAAGGACACUAAAGAGAACAUGCAGGGAUGCCCUUAUGAAAAUACAAAGAACGGCAUGCAUGGCUAUUACUGGUGCGUUUAG
This is a messenger RNA of Cydia amplana, 1367 nucleotides long. RefSeq names its product mRNA export factor GLE1-like. Bases 87 to 1367 code for a protein of 426 amino acids. The record is from RefSeq and is a predicted model, not a curated record. NCBI's taxonomy places the organism in Eukaryota, Metazoa, Arthropoda, Insecta, Lepidoptera, Tortricidae. The transcript has 7 exons.